UACAGUAUAUGUAAAAUUCUGCACAAGCGUGGGUGGGCCGUGAGUCCUACACUCACAACAAAAUAAUAAUCGGGCUCUUCAUUACAGUUGAAAGGAAAUUCACGCCGUGUAUUGUUUUAUGAGAAUCGAUAGAUUAAGUCGGCAGGCUUGGCGUCACUGUUAAGAAUGAUUGUCAAUUCACGAAGUCAGGUUGUAAAUUUACAAAAUCGGUCCAUCGACGAAAAUUACUACGUAAUCGUUUUAAAGUUGCAAUGAAAAUUUUUGAUUCUGCUAAAAUUUAUAGCGGAAAGACAAAAACAAGUAGCUUGCCAAAUUCUGUAGUAAAUUUAUCGUGUUUCGUAACCGAAUAAAAUUUCCAAUACAGUGCAGAAAGUUCCAUACAGAAAUUUUUAACAGUGGUGAUAAAGCAGAGAAAAAUUUCAGACAAAGUAGCGACACUGUACACAACGCGACAUUAAACUUGUCAAAGGAAAUGACGAUGUGAAAUUCGACGAUUCGUCGAUAAUGAGAUUUCGAGGAGGUCGCGUGGGGUUAAGCUUAAGCAGAACUUUGAACAGGUUCCGCCGGUCGUUUUAGUCAUUCUUCGAAUCCCUCCGAAGUCGGACGGUGCGAUAAUUAUCCAGUAAGUUGAAAACAACGGUCGUAGGAUAGCUGCGAGGUUUUGGUAUUCCGUAAUUCACGACGGAUCGGUUCGACGAAGGCUAAAUCAUGCAGGAAGACGCACCGCCCUCGAAGAGGGAAAUGCACUGGCCGACCGUUCUCUGGUACAUUUAUCUGCACGCCCUCGGUCUUUGGGGUCUCUGGCUGCUCAUCUUCGAGGCAAAAUGGCUGACGGUGAUAUUCGUCGCUGUAAUCACGCUCACAGCGACAUUGGGAAUCACCCUUGGGGCUCACAGACUCUGGGCUCAUUCCAGCUACGCUGCCUCUUGGCCUCUAAGGUUAUUCCUGAUGCUGGCUCACACUCUGGCAGGCGCGGGCAACAUCUACGACUGGGUGCUCGCUCAUCGUAUUCACCACAAGUUUUACAAGACGAACAUUGACCCGUAUAAUCACGAUAAGGGAUUUCUGUACAGUCACGUUUUCAGCAACGUGAUGACCUCUAAUCCCGAGAUGGAAAAACACGUGAGGGACAUUGACAUGCGAGACGUCGACCUUGACGGUUUCGUAUACUUGCAAAGAAGGUUCUACUGGAUCAUAAUGCCGAUCUUUGGUCUUUUGUUGCCGAUAAACGCGCCCGUCGAGUACUGGGGUGAAUCUGUGAUGAACUCGAUCUUCAUUCUGGGAUUUUUGCGGUUUGCGCUCACGGUGAACGUGUCCUGGCUGAUCAACAGCGCGAAUUUGAUAUGGGGCCUGAAGCCGGGACAGAAAUACCCACCGGACGAAAAUAGUAUUUUUCUAGUAAGGAAAUCAUACUGGCCACAUUAUCACUACAUGCUGCCGUGGGAUUAUAAGAGCGGUGAAUUUGGAACAUACGACCGUGGGUGCAGUACGACGAUUCUCGUAAUUUGGGAAACUCUUGGCAUAGCUUCAGGCCUGAAAACCGCCACAAGUGAGGACAUCCGGAACGCACUGGCUAGAGCAGCUAUCGGCGGAGUUAAAAUGGAGGAUUGCCUCCGGGAUGUUCGUAAAUCAGCUGAAGAAGAAGCUUUGAAAAAACAGCUAGCUUUCAAACAUUAGAAAAAGCGCAGAGAAACGGAUCGAAACGUUCUGCGUUUUCCAUUUUUAUUCUCUUUUCUCUCGAUUAUUCUUUCUCGUUCAAUUUCGCGAAAUCGCUCACUCGUUACGGUUUUAUUGUUAUUUAUUUACUUUCUUGGAUUGUUUUUUUUUUUUUCUUAAAAUUUGUCAACAAAGCUAGAAACCGGUUACACUCGAAAGUUUUCCGAUACAAAGUGCGCCCCUCAUCGCAAAUAUUCAUUUUCCGACUAAUCCAGGGGUCUUGGUUAAUUCACAGACGGUUAAACACGUAAAUCACGAAUACAUUAGAGCUAAGAAAAAAAACAAACUUCAAUGAUUCAAUAUGGAAAGUUAGUAAACUAAAUUAUUCGCAGUCUCAAGGGUUACCAAAUAUUUAUUCGAGCCAAAUAUCUAAUGCUGGAAUGAGUCUGAGACUAUAAACCACAAUACUUAUCGUUCAGAAAAUUGAAAUUCACUUGUACUUCGCAGAUAAAAAUAUACCAAUAUAAAGUUAAGUCUAUCAAUACUGUUUCAUUAAUUAUUUGUACAGCAUUAAUUAACUGGCAAUGUUACGAGGAAAUGAUGUGGUUUUAAAUAAAAUUUUA
Neodiprion virginianus is the source of this 2279-nucleotide messenger RNA. RefSeq names its product acyl-CoA Delta-9 desaturase. The coding region runs from base 709 to 1677 and encodes 322 amino acids. Gene Ontology annotation, cellular component: endoplasmic reticulum membrane. The transcript has 5 exons. Gene Ontology annotation, molecular function: iron ion binding; stearoyl-CoA 9-desaturase activity. Gene Ontology annotation, biological process: unsaturated fatty acid biosynthetic process. NCBI's taxonomy places the organism in Eukaryota, Metazoa, Arthropoda, Insecta, Hymenoptera, Diprionidae. The record is from RefSeq and is a predicted model, not a curated record.